GGCGGGGCACAAGCGACGGGUUUCUUCAUCUGCUGUUCAAUCGCUGCCUCUCGUAGAAGUUGACGGCGUCGCGUUUGAAAGGCUUCAGUCACCAGGAAACCAACGUGGCCGAGAAAAGGCAAAACACGCUUACGGCACGGCUCCUAACAGCUCUAGUUCAGACCAAUGGCUUUUUAUUCUCCUUCUACCAUUUCACUUGCACGAAACGCUGUUACUGAAAUUGUUUCUUUUUUCCUUUUCUUUUUUUCCUUGUCGCCACACCUAAUGUAGAGCCAGCAGCAACGGAAUGACGGUUUGUGACUGUCCUAGACGUGACUUACAGAUAGGCUGAUAAAUGAUAUACGGAUGACAGAGAAAGAGGCCUGCACAAUGUAGCUUUAAGCUUUCCAAGAGCCUUGGGCACGAGAAGUCAAGCUACAGAACAGACAAAAAGGCUCGCCGUGCACUGCGCUAGGUACUGGUAAAUGGCCAGCCAUUACAGGCGCGACAAUGCUCCAUCACAGCGGGAUCGAUGCCUUCCGCCGAGGAUAUCUCGCGGGGCAAAGCGAAACGCGGCGGAUUAACGCUGCGUGCAUCGCGAGGGGAAUCGGAGAGACAAAAGCCGGCGCGACGCCGGGGUCUGCGCGAGGCCUUUCCACCACGCCAGUACGAUACACACGGGCCGACAGCAGAAUUUAAUUUCACGAAAGCCGGCCAGGAGGAGAGAAGGGGGCCGGCCGGGCGCCCGGCACGGAUAACUUUAGCUCAGCGCUGACCUCGCCCGCUUCCCCGCAUAGAAGCGCACGGCGAACACCGAGAGAGGCUCAAUUUUAGGGCCGUGUCAGUUAUGCAAAGUUGGCUCCCAGGACAGGCACUGUUUUUUUUUCUCCUUCUCCCUCUUGAAAGCAGCAUCGCAGAGACCGGGCGUCCUAGCUCUCCUCCCACCGAAAGAGCACUAACAGCUCCCGGGACGACGCUGCUUCACAACCAACUGUCAUGACAAGGGGGGGUUUGGGAUCUGGAAAGACGGGCAUGGGAGGAAUGGCUCGUCCGACCUGUUCGUCUCUCAAUGCGCCACGCAGGCAGAUGCGGAUGGCGGGGAGAGGAUGAGAGCGCCAGGGGUGCAAUUUAGCCCGCGUCUCCCCCACCCGUUCCCUCCCCUCCUGGUCUGGCGCCCCGGGCCGCAGCCCACAAAGGGGGUCUGCCGUUUACCAAUAAGGCAAGUUUAUUGCCACAUCGAUCGCGAGCCGCGCGCUCGCCCGCAGUCCGGCUGUAAAAAUAUUUUCCCCGUGUGUUGCGAUAGGCAGUGGGGGAGUGAGGGGGACAGCCAUCGCCCGCUACGCUCGCUCGCUCGCAAGGCGCUACGGGGGCUGCGAGGAGGAGGAGGGGGUCCGGCGCCACUUUUUUAUGCGCGCCGCGCUCUUGUUUUCUUUUGCCCUCUCCCGUAUGCGAGCCGCUCUCUCCCAAAAAGAAUGGGCGAGUUAGAGAGGGAGGGAGGCCAGCCCAGUCAGGUGACCCCGAUCGAGCGCUCCGGUUGGAGGAACGCCGCGCCUAACACACUUUUUUUCCGUCGGCUAAAAAUUUCUCGGGGAAGGAAGGCUCGCAGACGAGACGCCGGCUCUCCCGCGGGCCGGGCUAGGAAAACAUUUUUCCGUGCCGCCGCUGCCGCCAUCUUGGAGCGGCGCCCGUUGGCGAGGUCGUCGUCGCCGACGCCGCAUCUGCUGCUGCUGCGGUACACGACGCGGGAGCUUUGUUUUAGGACGACGGCGACGCCGGGCCGCUCCAGCACGCGCCUGCUGACCCGCGGGGAGAAAAACGUCCAGGAAUAACCGAAUCGAGAGCAUGGCCGAGCACUGUGCCAACAACGACCCAAUGUCCGGCGGGGCCGGCGUUGCGGCGGGAGACAGCCCCGGCCUGUGUGUGAGCCAGAAGAUCCACUGGCCGCACAACGUCACCUGCUACCUGGUCAAGUUCUACCGGCAGACGCCCUGCCUGUGGGACCACUCGCACCGCGACUACAGCGACAAGGCGGCCAAGGAGCGCGCCCUGCAGCAGUUCUCCAACGAGACCGGCUACCCCGUCGAGGCCGUGCGCAAGAAGCUCAUCAACCUGCGCAACCAGUUCACCAACGAGUGGCAGAAGAUGGACCGCAGCAGCAACUCGGCCAAGCCGUACCGAACCAAGUGGGCCUUCUACAAGUCCCUCACUUUCCUCAAGGAUGUCGUACUGCCACGAAAGCCCAGGAACGCCUUGCAUCACGAGGGCGUACACAUGAGGAUGCCUCCGAUGGGCGUCCAGGGUUUCGACUCCCGCUCGAUGGACAUGAGCCCGAGCUUUGGUUUUGCCAGGGAGCGGCGGCUCCAAGAUGUCCCGCAGUUCCAUCACGACGGCCUGCGACUUGAGAAUUCUGCGCAGAACCAUCAGAACCACAGGGCAUCGCACAACAACGAAGAUUCCUCGCACCUCGACGGGGCCUCCGGCGGGCCCGCGCUGCUGGACGGCGUAGGGUCGCAGCACCAGGACGGCCACCGAGACAGCUCUUCGCAUCAGACGCCGCCGCAACACCAGCCGCCUCAGGACCAGGACGUGACCGUGAUCGGGGCGGGCGCCGACGUGGACGACCUGGAGCUGUCGCAGUCCAGCAACUCGUUGGUGCUCUCGCCCGAGGUGACGCUCGAGGAGCCGUCGUCCAGCGAGAGGCGGAUCCUCCCGGCGGAAGAUGACGGGUUCCACCAAGAUAUACGACCAACGUACACAUUUCCAGGGGAGCGUUACGGCGACAUCCAGAGGGGCGACCACGUGGACGCAUUCACGUGCUACAUCGGCACCGAGCUGCGGCGCAUUCCGGAUGAGGAGACUGUGGGCCAGCUGAAGCUGCAGAUCCUCAAGCUCAUCUUCGACGCCCAGGCGACCACCGUCGCCUAUGGCAACGCGCACCCACAGCAGUGAUGGCGUGCGCUCCCGUCAACGAUGAAACACUGCCAACGACAGCGGACUACGCGUGUACUACAGUGCGGUCCAGUGUCGCAGGGAACGCCUUAGUAACAUGCAGCAUAGGGUAAGGCCCCCAACCGCACCCAAGGCUUGAGUAUCCAGUCGAGUGUAUCCGGACUUUAGUAUACGGCCUUCGGAUUUGCGACGCUAAACGAAGGAGGAAAUCCGGCCCUUCAUUGUGAAAUUAGGUGUUCCCUGUCACACUGGGCAGGACCGUAUAUAUACAAUAUUCUGCCGUUUUAUGCAUACCUAGUGAUAGAAGGGAACAAGACUAUAGUGAUUGAUGAAAAAGACCUAAGCGCCUUCCGCGCGCUUCCGCGUCUCGUAAGAACUCUGCCCGGUGACGGCGUGACGUUCAUUAUGCGAUAUUUGUGAGCAGUUAGUUGGCGCUCGCAAACGUUUACCCAAUUAUUCCGCUGCGAAAACCGGCCUACUUAUAGCGCGCAGUGCACCUAACCGAUGACAAGCAGCAACGAUCUCUACGAGAGCUUUCUUUUACAAGUGCACACGUGCGGAGAGCAUGCAACCUCGUUGGUACGAUAUGUUAUAAACGGUGCCACGCGUCGACGCUGCGCGCUUUUGGCGCUCACGUCUUGUUAGGCACCUGUCUCCUUUAAAGUACGAUAGUAUCUACAGGCUCAUUGCAAAAUAGCAUCAAAGUAGUCGCUUUCCGUUCAACGAAAAACGCAGUUUGGCACUUACGUUCGCGUUGCGGUCGUGUCACUGCAUCUAUGCACAAGCGAGGUAAUCGCACGACGCCGAUCGGUAGGAUGCUGCGUCACUGCUGACUUCAAUUUUAUAUUAACUGUUGGCUUUUGGACACGUGCUCUGCCAGGCUUUGAGCCCAAACGAAAGCUGGGAAUGACAACAGUAGUGCACAUACGCACGUGCUAUUUUUAUUUUUCUGUAUAGCCUUAUAUAAUGCAAUGGCGUAGCGGCGGCUGGGUUUAGUUUAGUCGGACCAGGUUCAAGGUUUAUACAUUGGAUGGCUUGCACGAAGUUCUGUCAAGCGCCUGCUGUACUACGUUCGAGUUUGCGGAGAGAGACGAACGAACCGCUACGACACCGUAAGCUGCAGCAACGUUGACUUUACUGUGGAAGUGCGCAAACAAAUGUGCGCAAAACGUACGCCCGUGUUCACUUUAAACUUAACGCUGCGCAUCUGGAAACCACAAAGUCUACAGAUACUGGUUAGCUAGUUAGUCAUACAUGACCUAUUUAAAGCAGCGCACUUGUUAUUUAGAAAAGCAGCACCUUUAAAGCCUGUACUGAUAUAACGUGAGAGAGCUACCGGCGUAUUGCCGAGAAUUCUUGUGCAAUUUCUGUGUGUACGCCCCAGUCUUUGGGGGUGUGAGGGGUCACGUAGAGGGUACAUAUAUAGACACGUUAUGUGCAUGCAAGGUCACAAGAUGAACGCCAUAUAUUUCCGUGCAUUACUGUCGAAUCGCUCGCAACGAGGCUCCAGUCACGUAAGCGAGCAGCCAAACGAAGACGGCUCUUCCGGCCCCCACGCUCCAACGAAUGUAUGCGUGAAUGUGUGUGCGUGUGCGUGCGUGCCUGUAAGCGUCAGUUUUCGCAAAAGACGUGAAAAAUGCUGGUUUAUGAAUAAACGUACGCACGGAUGUGAUGAAAUUCCUUCCCUGAUCCUGCCGUGCAGGUUUAUUUUAUUGA
This is a messenger RNA of Dermacentor andersoni, 4644 nucleotides long. RefSeq lists its product as uncharacterized. The record is from RefSeq and is a predicted model, not a curated record. Gene Ontology annotation, cellular component: transcription regulator complex; nucleus. NCBI's taxonomy places the organism in Eukaryota, Metazoa, Arthropoda, Arachnida, Ixodida, Ixodidae. Gene Ontology annotation, biological process: regulation of transcription by RNA polymerase II.